Prorocentrum cordatum is the source of this 1260-nucleotide messenger RNA. The record is from the annotation of a GenBank genome assembly. NCBI's taxonomy places the organism in Eukaryota, Dinophyceae, Prorocentrales, Prorocentraceae.
AUGCUUCGAGCGCACUUCUUGAAACGUAUGUGCACGGCCGUCGCUACUCGAGGCGCGCAUCCUUACAGAGGUGUUUCAUAUGAUAAGGGUGCCACCAAAUGGCGCGCCAGAGUCGCCUAUGAUCGAAAAAUAUACAGACUAGGUUCUUUCGGCUGCUGCAUUGAAGCGGCGUGUGCUUAUGAUGAGUUUCUUCGUAAAUGCGAUGCCAGCAAGUACAGCGUGCUACGUCGAUUGAAUUUCCCAACACUUGAAGAGGAGGAUAUGGUUUUGAAUUUUUCGUACGAGGAUCGAAGGCGCGAAAAUAUAGCUCGAUAUGCUGGCAACUACAUGAUGCAGGCCACUGCCCAACAGAUCAUCGAGGCGCACGUCAGCACAGCUCUCGAGUGCGAGUGGAUGUGCGAAGGGACGUUAGCUGAUGGAAUUGUACGCCCCAGUUUGUGUUCAGACGACGCAUGGAUCGGAAUCCAAAUCAAAUCUACUGCGGAGCCUUGGAAUGGGUCGUAUCGGUUCGCUGGUGCUAAGAAAUAUGCGGGUUUGUUGAUGCUGUGCGUAGGUCUCGACCAGGAGCUAUUAUGGCUCAUUCCCGGAUGCGAUGUGAAUGUGGAAUGUUUGUCCAUCAGUGUUGGCGGCAAGUGGGAUGCAUACCGCUGUCCUUGGCACGACCUGUCGUCGGAACUGCAGUGUGCAUGGGGCAACCCAGACGUGUACAAGAGAUAUCCAGCUGAACUGUGGAAAACUCCUCGUUCGGCUCGCCACCAAGAUGAACAGAGAGCCCGGAAGCUAGGGGAAAAUGUGUUGCGCGCAGCAGGGUUAACAAUCACCACGCCUUCUGUUGCAUAUGGCCCAGUUGACAUCAUCAUCAACAGGAGGAUCCGUGUCCAAACCAAGUCUAGGUCCAAAGAGAAUUCAAGUGUUUUUGCUUACCAGAUCCCACUUGCGAGGAAGGCUGGUCGCGGUGUAACGCGCCCGUACAGCGCCGACGAGUUCGACGUCCUCGUAGUAUACUUGCUGAGGGACGGGAGUCUUGGUGGUAUGUUUGUCAUUCCAGUGAUAGAGCUAGCACUCCGCGGGUAUGUGGCAAGCAGCAUGUGCGACCGCAAGCCGUGCACAAGUCUCUGCGUUUACCCCCCAUGGUCUAGUCCAACUCUAGGGAAGGCCGUCGUUGCGAAAGCUUGGCAAGCCAAAUAUUCGAACGGAUUUCUUUCAAACAUCUUCUGCGCUGGGCAGCGAACAGCUGCAGAGCUUGCGGCAAUUGUUUGA